Gryllus bimaculatus (two-spotted cricket) is the source of this 294-nucleotide messenger RNA. The record is from the annotation of a GenBank genome assembly. Lineage: Eukaryota; Metazoa; Arthropoda; Insecta; Orthoptera; Gryllidae.
UCUAGUGCUGUUGAACAUGCUUCUACAGCAAGUGCGGCAGAUGCUUAUUCUAGCCUUGUGAAAGAUCUUUUUCACCCAUGUGAGGUGUCACCUCAAGUUUUUAUGGACGUUUCUCAUGAUCCUUGUACUGCUGGACAGGUGCAAGAAGCCAUUCUGGGAGAUGAAUCUGCGCCUUCGGUGUGUGAUCCUCUUCCAGAGAUGGCUUCUGAAGCAUGCAUAAUAGGCCCUACGAGUUUGACCCUAUGUGGCUUUAAAUUAAUGUUCACUUUGAGGAGUCAGAACUCAGAGAGAUAA